GGGCGCCGCGGCCGCGCCGCAGGGGCGGGGAGGUGAAGCCGGUGCCGCGCCGGGCGCGGGUGGGUGGCGGCAACGACGGCAGCAGCAGCUCGGGCGCCUGGCGGGGCCGGGCAGGGGACGGCGCGUCCCUGUGCGUCCCCGCACACGCCCCGGGAGCCGGCGCGCAGGCGGGGCAGUGGCCGCCGCUAGUGCAAGAAGUGGAUAAACUACAAUUUCAAUAUUGUCAUCUUAUUCAAAAUUAUUUUUAGGACUGGAGACUGAAUAUUCUCCUUCUGGAGUCAUCUUAUAUCAGAAUUGUCCAAGGCUUUGUAAAACAGUUGUCCAAUAGGUGAACAUGGAGACACAGCUAGACCCCAUGAAGGAUGAUUUGCCUUUAAUGGCAAACACUAGCUACAUGCUUGUAAAGCACUAUGUAUUGGACUUGGAUGUGGAUUUUAAAAGUAAAGUUAUUGAAGGCAGCAUAGUUUUGUUCUUUGAGACCGGGAGCCAGUACAGGAAAACCAGCAGUGCUGGCAAAGAAUGCUGCCAGUCACAGUUUGAUGAAACCUGUAAAAUGAGGGCAUCUGAACCCUGCCACACUCCUAUGAUAAAUGUUAGUACCUGUUCAUCUAAAAUGGAAUAUAAUGAUUUUGCUGUCAGUGGUAAAGAAGAGGAAGCUGCUUCUGAUGAAAAUAGUAACCAUAGCAACAAUGAACAGGCUUCUGGGAUUUCUAGUUCAAAGGACUGUUGUGACAUAGAGGAUCAUGGAAACAAGGAUUUUCUGCUGGUAUUGGAUUGCUGUGAUUUAUCUGUGCUAAAGGUUGAAGAGGUAGAUGUUGCUGCUGUGUCAGGCAUUGAAAAAUUUACAAGGUCUGCCAAGCUAACUGGUGUUUCAAAGCUGGAAAAUCUCAGGAAUCAGAUUGUACAUGAACUUGUGACUUUACCUGCAGAUCGCUGGAAGGAGCAGCUAUACUAUUUUACUCACUGUAGCCAGGCACCUGGCUGUGGGGAGCUUCUGUUUAGUACUGGCACCUGGAGUUUGGAGAUAAGGAAAUCAGGAAUUCAGACUCCAGCAGACUUUCCUCAUGCAAUAAGAAUAUGGUACAAAACCAAGCCAGAGGGAAGAUCUGUUACAUGGACUACAGACCAAAGUGGCAGGCCAUGUGUUUACACAAUGGGAUCACCAAUAAACAACAGAGCCCUCUUUCCAUGCCAAGAACCACCAAUUGCCUUGUCAACAUGGCAAGCCUCAGUUCGAGCAGCUGCAGGCUUUGUUGUGUUAAUGAGUGGUGAAAACUCAGCUGAACCAGUCCAGCUUCGAGAAGGUAUCUUGAACUGGUACUACUAUGUGUCUAUGCCAAUGCCAGCAUCCACCUUCACUAUUGCUGUGGGGUGCUGGCAGGAAGUUAAACAGCAGUCCUUCAAACAAAAAGCUGCUAUUGGAACAAAUACUGAGUUUUCCUUGCCAUCAUCACAAACUGAUUUAAGGUGGCAUGAAGAAAUCUGUGGUCAUAUGGAAUAUCCCUGCCGUUUCCAAAAUCCCGCUGCCAGGUUGCAAGCAGUCAUUCCUUAUAGAGUCUUUGCUCCCAGGUGCCUUUUGGAAAGCUGUGAAGAAUAUUUGCUUCAGCUAGUGCCUCAGUGCCUCUCAGCUGCUUACGCCACACUGGGUACCCACCCCUUUUCCAGGCUUGAUGUUCUGAUAGUUCCUUCCAACUUUUCCAGCCUGGGAAUGGCUAGCCCACACAUCAUCUUUCUGUCACAAAGUGUACUGCCAGGAGGGAGCCAUCUCUGUGGAACUCGUCUGUGCCACGAAAUUGCUCAUGCUUGGUUUGGACUGGCCAUUGGUGCUCGUGAUUGGACAGAAGAAUGGAUAAGUGAAGGGUUUGCCACUUUUUUAGAAGAUUUAUUUUGGGCUAGGGCACAACAGCAGCUGUCACAUGAUGAAAUAAAAGGGCAACAGGAAUUGAAAGCUUUACUUCGCUGGCGCAGACUCAGAGAUGAGGUGCAAAACUCUGAAGAAGAGCUGCAAGUUUUAAGGCCCAAAAAGGAGAGUACAGGGGAAGUGAGUGAGUCUGGAGCCUCUGUUGUCAAAUAUGGUCUUAAAGCAGAAAAAAUCUUCAUGCAGGUUCACUAUUUGAAGGGCUAUUUUCUUUUACGAUCUCUGGCAAGGAAAAUAGGAGAGGUCUCGUACCUUGCAUCUUUACGGAAAUUUGUCGUCAAGUUCCAUGGGCAGCUUGUCCUUUCUCAGGAUUUUCUUAGCAUGCUGUUGGAAGACAUUCCUAAACAAAAACAGUCUGGGUUAACUGUAGAAAGUAUCUUCCAGAACUGGCUGGAUACUUCUGGAAUACCAAAGCCCCUGCUGGAGGAGGGAGAGACGUGGAAGGAAUGUCAGCUCGUCCAGCAAGUGACCGGCGAGGUCACAAAAUGGAUUCAGACAAACCGGAGGAUCAGAAAAAGCAGCAAAAAGAAAAUGAAGCAGGAUGAAGUUGUUUUCCAGCAGGCAGAAGAAAAUGAUCUUCUAGUCAGACUAGUGGAAUUGUGGCGUCCCAUCUGUAUCUACUGGGGAGAAACAUCUUUUCGUCAGAAGACUAAUUCACUUUUACAUGACUUCAGUGUCAAAACAUAAAAGCUGAUUUAAUCAUAUUUCAGUAGUAUAAAAAGUGUCAUCAGAUGAGAUAACAAGGAUACACAGGAUUUAGGAAAAACACUGAAAUAAGCAUGCAUAUAUAUUCACACUAGAUAAGGAAUGUGUUUCCUGAGUAUGAUCAAAAUUGCAUUUAACUGUUUCAGUUUGUUUCAGUUUUGAUUGUAUACUGAAACUUCGGGGAGUGAUUCAACUUUUCUAGAAUAAUUUCUGCUGCUUUCUCAGAAGUACUGUUUUCUUGUGUUUAAAGUUUGUCUGCUAGUUUUACUAGCAAUGUGACUUCAACUUUUUUUCCUAUUGGUUGUUGCUAUUGAUCCUUUGUGUCACUCCGGAGACUUAAGAGUUGUCAAUAUUUAAGCUCUCUUAAUAACCUGAGCAUAAAUUACUUUGUUGAUAUUGAUUUUAAGAUUUAAUAAAAAAAAAAAUCCCAAACCAGUUAUGAUAUAUAUGACUAAUGCUAAAUGCUGUCUUUGCCCUUUAAUAAUGAAUUCACCAGCAUAAGUGAACCACAAGAAACAAAUCUUGCAAUUCUCUAAAAUGAGUUGUCUUGUUAUACUUCAAGUAGAAAAUAUUUUGAAGUCUCAUAAGAAAUACUGAUAAAAAAUACCAUGUGGUAUAAGAAAGCUCUUAGUUAACUAGAAAACUUACUCAGGAUUGUGUGCUUCUGCUAAUUCAGAUAAUGCAUAAAAAUACAAUGCAUAACAUACAUAUAAUAUUAACAUUAACAUAUAAUGUUAAUGUUAAUAACAUACAAUGCAAUAACAGACAAUGCAUAAAAAUUACAUUAAAUCUUUAAUUGGCAUAUAUUUUUUGUUUGUCAAAAUGAGGGGUUUUUUUUUAUUUGAAUCUACCAGACUAAGGAUCAAAGCAAGGAUCAAAUCUGAAAUAGUCUGGUGAACUUGUGCACUGCUUAACAGCUAAGAGAAACAUGGUGAAAAAUCUUAAAUUGUUAUUCAGAGAGGCUUCAGUGGUGUUAUUUGCUGCACCAAAUUCUGUUAAUUUCACAGAACUUUCUAGGAACCCUGUAAACUGGCCUUCACUGAUUACAGAAAACAUUUAGUUCCCUUCUUACUCAGAAAUUUGAAUGGAAAAUUUUUGCCAGCUCAUGUACAUGAUCUGAUUUGCAUUAAAUGUUGUUAAGCUGUCUGGGAGAUAGACACUGUCAUUUAAAACCUUUUUUUUUUUUAUGAGUACAUAAGAAAAUAAUUUCAAGCCAUUGGAACAAAGCAAUUUUAGUAUUUAGUUCUCCAUUCCUAAAAGAAUAUUUGUAUUUGUGAAUCGUUUAGAAACUCUUUAAAUGCUCUUUUCUAAAGAACUAUUGUUUUUUUAGGAUAGUGCUGCUUCUGAAAAUUCAUCUAAGAAACAUUUAACGGAACAAGAAAUACUGUGUCUUUGUGUAAAAAAAAAAAAGCAAACUACUAAACCCCCCCCCAAAAAAAAAAGAAAAAAAAAGAAAAAACCCAAAACAAGAGUGAAAUUUUUGGUUUAGUAAGUUUUUUUUAAUAGUCCAGUUCUAACCACAGUAUCAGCUGUAUCUUAUUUCCAGUUGUGGUAUGCCAGAAUCAUAGUUUUCUUUACAAUAGCACCCAUCCCUCUUAGCAAGGAAUUGCUUUUCAUAUGGAGCCUCCCAGGUAUAUAUUGUCAAAGAGUGAAUGUUCUCAUUAGGCUACGUUUUUAGAUCAUAUUCCCACGCAUAUGCUAAUGCUUCUGCUCCCUUUCUGACUCCAAGAUGACCAUCUCUAAAUUAGGAGACCUCAGGCCAGCAUGGCUAUGUGUUGAAAUAAAGUUUGCAGAUAUUUACAUCACUGUUAAUUAUAGUUGUCCAAGCAAUCAACCAUCCUGUGCAAUGGUAGAUUUCAGCCACUGUGUUGUAAAACACAAGUUUUGUCCAGAAAGGCAGAAAAAGGCAGUUUUAGUAGAGGGGUUUAUUGCUUUUGAUUUGUAGGAAGAAUUGGUUACACAUCUGUGAUGGAGCACUGUUUGGCUAUCAGUCUCACUGGAGGCAUUUUAAGAAGGUUGUGUUUGUGUAUAUUACCAUAUGAUGCUAUCUAGAGCUACAUUACUGGGAUUGACUGCUGCCACUAACUUUUUCAGUCUGCUGUUGUUUGUCAUUAUAAAGCCCUUUUUUUUGGUGGUUGAAACAUGAUCAUUCAUACCUUAGUCUAAUAAAAAGAAGUUUUGUCUUUAAUAAGACAGGAAAUGGAAAAUGUGAGAACAGUUUUAUUCUUUCCCAAAUAGAAAAAAAACAAAAAUCAUUUGAUAGUUUUUAAUGCUUCUCAAGUGUAUGCCCCCACCAAUGUUUGCACAGUGAAUUCUGAGUGGUGAUGUAGUGAGUUCUGGGAGCAGAAAGAAGGCUGUCCCUUUCAGGGCAUUUGCAACUGGAGCAGCA
Molecule: messenger RNA, 5012 nt
Organism: Motacilla alba alba
Lineage: Eukaryota; Metazoa; Chordata; Aves; Passeriformes; Motacillidae
Gene: AOPEP
Product: aminopeptidase O (putative)
Exons: 14
Coding region: 335-2605 (756 amino acids)
Cellular component (GO): nucleolus
Molecular function (GO): metalloaminopeptidase activity; zinc ion binding
Source: RefSeq, a predicted model, not a curated record